AUGCAGGACUUUAGGGAGGUCCUUUCGUUCUGUGAUGUGCAUGAUAUUGGUUUCUCUGGGGUUCCGUGGACUUUUGACAAUAAACAGAGAGGUGAACGCAACGUCAAAGUACGCCUGGACAGAGCGGUGGCCUCCCCGGAUUGGUCGAUCCGCUUCCCCGACGCUAAAGUACACCAUCUUGUCUCCUCCCGCUCUGACCACUGUCCUCUCCUAGUUGCCAUGUUGCCUGUGCGUGAGGUGCGUAGACAUCACCAAAUUCGGCGAUACGAGGUCAUGUGGGAGCGUGAACCAUCUCUGGCUGCUACAGUUGAGGACGCCUGGUCUCGGCGCGUUGGUGUGCAUGACUUGGGUGAUAUAUGCUCCUCUUUCCAUACCAUUAUGGGCUCACUCUAUGAUUGGAAGAAGAAGCAUUUUAAGCCUGUUUCUAAGGAAAUUGAGAAGAAACGCAAAAGGCUAGAGGAACUCUUGUCACUGACAGAUGAUGACAGUAUCGCUGCACGGAAACAACUCAUGUGUGAGAUGGAUGAAUUGCUGUACCGUGAAGAACUUAUGUGGAUGCAGCGAUCGCGUGUCGCGUGGCUUCGGGAGGGGGACCGGAAUACGAGAUACUUUCACCGGAAGGCUACUUGGCGGAGGAAGAAGAACAAAAUACUGAAGCUAAAACGGCCAGAUGGCUCCUGGGCAGAAAAUGAAGAGGAAAUUGGAGAGAUGGCUACGUCUUUCUUUGCCAACUUAUACACAAAGGAUGAUGAUGUGCUACCUGCUGAUUUGCUACACCUUUUCUCGCCGAGAGUGGAUGAUGACAUGAACCAAACUCUGUGUGCACCAUUCUCUGAGAAGGAGAUCAGCGAUGCCUUAUUUCAAAUCGGUCCUCUUAAGGCACCAGGCCCGGAUGGUUUCCCGGCGAGGUUUCUCCAACGGAACUGGGAUUUGCUCAAGGAGGAUAUCAUCAAGGCGGUGCAGGCGUUCUUUAGUUCUGGGGAAAUGCCUGAGGUGGUGAAUGAUACAGCCAUAAUUCUCAUUCCGAAGAAGAAUAAUCCGGAAGAGCUGAAGGAUUUCAGGCCCAUCAGCUUAUGCAAUGUUGUUUUUAAGAUCAUCUCUAAAUGCAUGGUUAAUCGCCUUCGGCCACUCCUGCACGACAUUAUCUCUCCCAUGCAGUCAGCUUUCAUUCCAGGCAGGUUGAUAACAGACAAUGCCUUGAUGGCAUUCGAAUGCUUUCAUGCGAUACAGAGUAAUUCCGCAGAUCGGUCUAAGUUUUGUGCUUAUAAACUGGAUUUGGCUAAGGCUUAUGACCGCGUGGAUUGGCGCUAUCUCGAAGGUGUAAUGACGAAAUUGGGCUUUCAUAGCACAUGGGUGCGGUGGAUUAUGCAGUGUGUCACCACCGUUCGAUAUUCCGUUCGUCUCAAUGGACAUGUGUUGGACACCUUCACGCCUACACGCGGGCUACGCCAAGGCGAUCCGCUUUCACCAUAUUUGUUUCUCCUAGUGGCAGAUGGUCUGUCUAGGUUAAUCCAGAAAGAAGUUGAGGAUGGCAACCUGAAGGAGCUUAUGAUCUGCAGGCGCGCUCCCGGCAUGUCUCAUCUUUUAUUUGCUGACGACAGCUUGUUGUUCUUCCAGGGGUCGGUGCAGCAGGCAUCUGUUGUUAAAAGCAUCCUGAAUAAAUAUGAGAAGGGUACAGGCCAGCUUGUCAGCCUGGGGAAAUGUUCGAUCAUGUACGGGCGUAGGGUGGAAGAGCAAGCGCAAGCGGAAAUCAAGCAAAUCCUGCAAUAUGAGACAGAAAGUUUUGAUGAGAAGUAUCUUGGACUUCCUGUGCCAGAGGGUCAAAUGAGGAAGGGCAAAUUCAAAACCUUGAAGGAACGUUUUCAGAAGCGACUAAGUGACUGGGUUGAGAAGUACCUGUCCAGUGGAGGUAAAGAGGUGUUGAUAAAAGCAAUCCUACAAGCUCUACCCGUCUAUGCCAUGAGUGUCUUUCAGUUUCCUGCUGGUCUUGUGGAGGAACUAAAUCAGCUAAUUCGGAACUUCCAUUGGGGAGACGAACACGAUCGGCGACGCAUGCAUUGGCUCUCCUGGGAUAAACUGACACAACCAAAACUGAAUGGCGGAAUGGGCUUUCGGGACUUCAGGGUUUACAAUCAAGCGCUUCUUGCGCGGCAGGCGUGGAGGCUCCUGCAGUUCCCUGAUAGCCCCUGUGCACGCCUUCUCAAGGCCAAGUACUAUCCUUCUGGCCACUUGCUCGACACAGCUUUUAUCCAGGACGUAUCGGCAACCUGGAAGGGGGUGAUGCAUGGGCUCGAGCUUCUCAAGCAAGGAGCCAUAUGGCGUGUCGGGUCUGGCUCCAUGGUUAAAAUAUGGCGUGACAACUGGCUUCCACGAGCAGACAAUCUGAAACUUUCAGGUAUGAAGGAGAGGUGCAGGCUCAAAUGGGUGUCACAACUCAUUGAUCCAGCGACACAUACAUGGGAUGAGGCUACCAUUCGGCAAUACUGCUUCCCUCAUGAUGGUGAGGCCAUUCUCCAAAUCAAAUUACCGCAUCGGCGAUCAGAAGACUUUGUAGCAUGGCACUUCGAGAGCUCUGGUGUCUUUUCGGUCAGGAGCGCAUACAAGCUGGGCAUGCAACCGAAGUCACAGGCUCUCAGCAGAGGGCAGAGCAGCCAUGAGGCCGGGGGAGAGCGGAGCAUCUGGAACCUGGUUUGGAAGACACCAGUCCCACAGAAGGUGCGGAUUUUUGCCUGGCGUUUGGCCACUGAUUCGCUUGCGGUCGCAGACAGUCUACACCGGCGCAUACCUAAGAUCCUACCAAUCUGCCAAAUUUGCGGAGCUCACACAGAAGACGCGCACCAUGCCAUGGUGCGGUGUACCCUUGCUCGUGCCCUGCGUGAUAGCAUGCGCCAAGUCUGGACGCUGCCCAAAGAGGAGGACUUCCGCUACACUGGCCAAGACUGGUUCCUGAUGCUUCUUAACGCUGCUAAUAAGGAUAUGCGAGUCAAGUUGCUCUUCUUGUUCUGGCGCAUUUGGCACCAUCGAAACAAUGUCGUUCAUGGGGAUGGAAAAGCUUCUAUAGAGGCUUCGAAAUCGUUUCUACAGAACUAUCUCCAUUCAUUCCAACCGGGAUCGGCCAAACCUGACCACAAAGGAAAAGCAGUUAUGGUGCCUAUCAAGGCAGCCACAUCUGACCAGGUGACUGAGGCACCAUCUGAAUGGCAAGCCCCGGAUAGUGGAUGGAUCAAGAUCAAUGUAGAUGCAGGCUGGAACGAUGCUCAUAGUGCAGGAGGUGCUGGCAUGGUCGUGAGGGACUCGUUGGGGUGGAUAGUCUUUUCUGCAUGGAAAACUCUCCCACCAUGUGCAAGCGCGGAGGAGGCUGAAAUUCUUGCUUGUCUUGAAGGAAUUCUCUAUUUGGCCGCGCAUCCAGGAUGUCCAGGAGUUCUUGAAACUGACUGUGCUAGUCUUGUUUCUGUCUUAGGCGCCAAGGAGGAUGACCGAUCUGCAAACUGGUUUCUUUUGUUGGAGGCUCGCACUUUGAUGGGCAUGAUACCUCAGAUUAAGAUUUGA
Molecule: messenger RNA, 3549 nt
Organism: Lolium perenne
Lineage: Eukaryota; Viridiplantae; Streptophyta; Magnoliopsida; Poales; Poaceae
Source: RefSeq, a predicted model, not a curated record